Molecule: messenger RNA, 2659 nt
Organism: Setaria italica (foxtail millet)
Lineage: Eukaryota; Viridiplantae; Streptophyta; Magnoliopsida; Poales; Poaceae
Product: zinc finger BED domain-containing protein RICESLEEPER 2
Exons: 5
Coding region: 252-1922 (556 amino acids)
Molecular function (GO): DNA binding
Source: RefSeq, a predicted model, not a curated record
CGUAGCGCACAAGCGCCUACGCGAGAUGGCUCGCGAGCGGCGGCGGCGGCGUUGUGAGGGGCCGGCAGCGGCGCUGCGAGAGGCCGGCGGCGGCGUUGUGGGGCGGUGGCCUGCGACUCCAAGAUCCUCACCGAGGUGCCGACUCCAAGAUCCAGUAAGGAGGGGCCUCCUCCGUGCGGCCGCACCAGUCCAGCGCCGCCUGGUUAGCCGAUUCCUUUUCUCAAUCUGCAGGUUUGCUGGUGUGGCUUGCUAUGAGCGGUGAUAUGGAUCUAGGACAGGAAGUUGUGGUUGAGGUUGAAAGUCGUGAUAGUCUGGUAACUGACCAGUCAAGUCGAUCAUCUAGGAAGAGAGCUAAAGUUUGGGAAUUUGUGGAUACCGAAGUGGUUGAUGGCAAGGAGAAGGCAAUAUGCAGAUACUGUAAGUUUCAAUUGUCCUCUGAACCUGGAAAAGGUACAACGCACCUCAACAGACAUAUUGCAAUUCACUGUCAUUCCAUUCCGCAAGAGGAUAGGGACAGAUUCAUUGCAACAUUGAAGCCAAAGUCUCUGAACGAGGAAAAGAGUGUCCUUGAUCCAGAAGUAUUUCAUGUUUUGAUUGCCAAAUAUUUUAUUAGUGGAGAGAUUGCUUUCCGUAAAGCUCAUGAUCCUCAUUGGACAAACUUGAUAAAUUAUUGUCAGCCAUCUUUUAGAGUUGUUGGUCGUCAAAGUGUACGCACAAAUUGUGUUUUGUUUUAUGAAGAGGAGAAGUUGCAGUUGAUGGACAAGUUCAGAAAGGUCAAGUCCCAUGUUAGUCUUACAGCCAAUCUAUGGUCUUCUAACCAGAACCUAGGCUAUCUAGGUGUUACAGCACAUCUCAUUGAUGCGGAGUUUGAACUGCAUAAGAAAAUCAUAGCAUUCAAGAAGAUUUCUUUCCCACAUACAUCAUAUGCGGUACAAGAUGGAAUUACCUCAUGCCUGAUGGAGUGGGAGUUGACUGAACAACUGUUUACCUUGACAUUAGACAAUGCCAAUGUGAAUAACAAAGCAGUAAAGGACAUUCGUGAUGCUUUAGGUGUUGGGAUGUUCUUCAAAGGUGAACACCUUCAUGUCAAGUGUGCUGUCCAUGUGCUCAACAUCAUGGUUCAGGCUGGUGUGAAGGUAAUUUCAAAUGCAAUUGGGAGAGUGAGGGACAUUGUAAAAGUUAUUACAUCCACACCAUCCCGCAUGCAGAUUUUCAACACAAUUGUGCAGAAUUUAGGCCUCAAAGCAAAGUCAGGACUGAUUCUGGAUGUUCCGCACCGUUGGAAUGCUACGUAUGAUAUGUUGCAUGAUGCUUUGAAAUAUAAGGUGGCUCUCAACAGAUACGCGGUAGAGCAACAUCACCAAGUUCCAAGUCAAGAUGAAUGGGCAAAAGUUAAAGCCCUUCAUGGUUUUUUGCAACAGUUUAGUGAGGCAACUAAAGCAUUCUUCGCAGACAGGCAUCCUACAGCCCACCUUUUCUUGAAGAUGUUGCUAGCAAUCCGAGAUGUUUUGCUCGAGGAGGUGUGGAAUUCAAAUGAGCUCCUUAAUGAAAUAGCUAAUGCCAUGCAUGCAAAGUUUGAAAAGCACUGGACAAAACCUGAUCUUGCUCUUCUAAUAGCUGUCGUUCUUGAUCCAAGUAUGAAAACUGACUUUAUCAAGUUCUAUUUCUAUACUGUUGGUGAAAAUGUUAAAGUGAAAAUGAGGGAGCUGAAUAGGUAUUUGAACAAAUAUUACCUAGAGUAUGAAAAGAUUGUUAGGAGCAACAAUGUACUUGUGUUCGAUAUAUCAAAUGAUGAGCAGAGCACAAAUGAGUCUGGCGAGUCUGGUAGCACUUCUUUAAGACAAGUUUCUGGUAAAAGGCGGAUAGAGCUUGCAUUCACUCAGUUUGCAUCCCAAAGCUCGCAGGCCCGUCAAGAACGGUAAGAGCUAGAUACUUACCUGGAGGACCCUAGAGUCCUUGUGAGGUCAGAUGAGCAAUUCAAUGUUCUUGCAUGGUGGAAGAAGAAUUGUGAUGCUUAUCCAAUCUUAUCCUUGAUGGCUAGAGACUUUCUUGCUAUUCCUGUUAGCACAGUAUCCUCAAAAUCAGCCUUUAGUGCAGCUGGAAGGAUUCUUGGGAAUAAUAGGACAUCUCUCUCACCUGAAACGCUUGAAGCAUUGAUCUGUGCAAAAGAUUGGCUAAUCAGGUUUGAUGAAGAAGAAGAAGGUGAACCAAUGACCGGUCAUAGAAUGUUUGAUUCAGACGAGGAAGAUGAAGAUGAUGAAUAAAGAUACUGAAAGUUUGUGAAGCCGAUAUGUUGAACCAUCUUGCUGCCCACUUUCACUUCUUGAGGGCAACAAUGCACAAGAAGAACAGGGAGGUGGCUCCUCAAGCCUGCGUGUGCAACUGAUUUGCAUUUUGCCAAAAAAAAAAUCUUCAUUUUCUUAUCCCUUAUAUUCAGUAUACUUUUGACCGUGUAAUAUGAAUGGCAUUUCCUUUGGACACCUUUCUGGAACAAUUCUGGAACAACUGUUUGCUUUCUAGCUAGACGUUGUGGCAAAAUCAAGGUGAUUUUUAUCAGCCUGUAUAUUCACCCGUUCCUCAGCCUGUAUCUGAGCGGCUGUAGGCCUGUAGCACAGGAACAUACAAAUAAGAAAGCAAGAGUGGUCCGUUACUAGCUCAA